UACUCAAACCAUCGACAAAGCAGAACAUUUAUCAUUAAAAACUGUUAGAGUGAGUUCCUGGACUUGUCUUGUGAAUCAUUGAUGAGAUUUCAACAAGUCAAACAAACAAUCCUGCAGGAGUUUGCUGGAGUCUCGUCGAGUCCUGAAGGAUCGAGUCUAACGAAGAGCCUGGCCUGCAGAUGAGCGUCAGUGAUCUCCGUCAGAUGAGCGUCAGUGAUCUCCGUCAGAUGAGCGUCAGUGAUCUCCGUCAGAUGAGCGUCAGUGAUCUCCGUCAGAUGAGCGUCAGUGAUCUGUCAUCUCCGUCAGACGAGCGUCAGUGAUCUGUCAUCUCCGUCAGACGAGGGUCAGUGAUCUGUCAUCUCCGUCAGACGAGCGUCAGUGAUCUGUCAUCUCCGUCAGACGAGCGUCAGUGAUCUGUCAUCUCCGUCAGACGAGCGUCAGUGAUCUGUCAUCUCCGUCAGACGAGCGUCAGUGAUCUGUCAUCUCCGUCAGACGAGCGUCAGUGAUCUGUCAUCUCCGUCAGACGAGCGUCAGUGAUCUGUCAUCUCCGUCUGAUGAGCGUCAGUGAUCUGUCAUCUCCGUCAGACGAGCGUCAGUGAUCUGUGAUCUCCGUCAGAUGAGCGUCAGUGAUCUGUCAUCUCCGUCAGACGAGCGUCAGUGAUCUGUCAUCUCCGUCAGACGAGCGUCAGUGAUCUGUGAUCUCCGUCAGAUGAGAAUCAGUGAUCUGUCAUCUCCGUCAGACGAGCGUCAGUGAUCUGUCAUCUCCGUCAGAUGAGCGUCAGUGAUCUCCGUCAGCCAAGAGUCAGUGAUCUGUGAUCUCCAUCAGCAUGUGGUGUUUCUCGUCAUCUACGAGGCUCUCGUCUCUUCGCAGGAGCAUCAGUGUCCCACACACAUGUACAGCGCUGAAACAGACCCUCGUCCGUCAGCACAGGUCCAGCAGUACGACCGUGGAGAAGAGCACCGAGUCCUACAGUUAUGUGAUCGUCGGAGCCGGGUCUGCCGGCUGUGUUCUGGCCAACCGUCUGUCGGAGAACCCGUCGGAGUCGGUGCUGCUCCUGGAAGCCGGACCCAAAGACAAGCACCUGGGAAGCACUCGCCUGUCCUGGAAGAUCCACAUGCCCGCCGCUCUGACCUAUAACCUCUGCGACGACCGCUACAACUGGUUUUACCACACACUGCCUCAGGCACACAUGGAUGACAGGGUGAUGUACUGGCCCCGGGGUCGGGUUUGGGGCGGCUCGUCCUCGCUCAAUGCCAUGGUGUACAUCCGGGGCCACGCCGAGGACUAUAACCGCUGGCAGCGCGAGGGCGCCGAGGGCUGGGACUACGACCACUGCCUGCCGUACUUCCGGAAGGCUCAGACUCACGAGCUCGGGCCGGACCGGUACCGGGGCGGAGACGGCCCACUGCAUGUGACCCGAGGGAAGACGGAUCACCCUCUACACCACACGUUCAUCUCAGCGGGCCAGCAGGCCGGAUACCCCUUCACCGAGGACAUGAACGGCUUCCAGCAGGAGGGAGUGGGCUGGAUGGACAUGACCAUACACAGAGGUAAGCGAUGGAGCACAGCUAGCGCUUAUCUGCGGCCCGCGCUGGCCAGACCCAACCUGAGCACAGAGGUGCGCUGCAUGGUGACGCGAGUCCUGUUCGACGGGACCCGCGCGCGAGGGGUCGAGUACCAGCAGAACGGACACACCAAACAGGUGUUUGCUGAUAAGGAGGUCAUUCUCAGUGGCGGAGCCAUAAACUCUCCACAGCUCCUCCUGCUGUCUGGAGUGGGAAACGCAGAUGAGCUUCGCAAACAUGAUAUUCCGGUGACGCAGCAUCUCCCAGGUGUGGGCUGUAAUCUUCAGGACCAUCUGGAGCUGUACGUGCAGCAUCGCUGUACUAAACCCAUCACGCUCUACAGAGCCCAGAAGCCCCUCCGCAUGCUGAAGAUCGGCCUGGAGUGGCUGCUCAAAUUCACAGGUUACGGAGCGACGGCUCAUCUGGAGAGCGGCGGGUUCAUCCGCAGUCGUCCUGGUGUUCCUCAUCCCGACAUCCAGUUCCAUUUCCUCCCCUCUCAGGUCAUCGAUCACGGACGCGUCCCGUCCCAGACCGAGGCCUUCCAGGUUCAUGUUGGACCCAUGAGGAGCACGAGUGUCGGGUGGAUCAAGCUGAAGAGUAAAGACCCGAAGGCUCACCCCAUCAUCCAGCCGAACUACCUCUCCACCGAUUCUGACGUGUGGGAGUUCAGAGAAAGCGUUAAGCUGACGAGGGAAAUCUUCGCUCAGGAAGCCUUCGAUGAGUUCCGGGGCCCUGAGGUUCUGCCGGGCCCCGCGGUCCAGUCCGACGCUGAGAUCGACGCCUUCGUGCGGCGUAAAGCGGACAGCGCCUACCACCCGUCCUGCACCUGUAAGAUGGGCGCCCCGGGGGACGGGGGGGCGGUGGUGGGGCCGGACCUGCGGGUGCACGGGCUCCAGGGCCUUCGGGUGGUGGACGCCUCCGUCAUGCCCAGCAUGCUCAGCGGGAACCUCAACGCCCCCACCAUCAUGAUCGCGGAGAAGGCGGCAGACGCCAUCAAAGGCCUUCCCUCGCUUCACGACCCGGGGGUUCCCGUUUACCGGCCCGCCAGUCUCCACAUGCAGAGAUGACAUCAUCAGUCCCAUAACAUCCACACGCAGAGAUGACAUCAUCAGUCCCAUAACAUCCACGCGCAGAGAUGACAUCAUCAGACCAAUAACAUCCACGCACAGAGAUGACAUCAUCAGACCAAUAACAUCCACGCACAGAGAUGACAUCAUCAGACCAAUAACAUCCACGCGCAGAGAUGACAUCAUCAGACCAAUAACAUCCACGCGCAGAGAUGACAUCAUCAGUCCCAUAACAUCCACGCGCAGAGAUGACAUCAUCAGACCAAUAACAUCCACGCACAGAGAUGACAUCAUCAGACCAAUAACAUCCACGCGCAGAGAUGACAUCAUCAGACCAAUAACAUCCACGCGCAGAGAUGACAUCAUCAGUCCCAUAACAUCCACGCGCAGAGAUGACAUCAUCAGACCAAUUACAUCCACGCGCAGAGAUGACAUCAUCAGUCCAAUAACAUCCACGCACAGAGAUGACAUCAUCAGACCAAUAACAUCCACGCACAGAGAUGACAUCAUCAGACCAAUAACAUCCACGCGCAGAGAUGACAUCAUCAGUCC
This is a messenger RNA of Pimephales promelas (fathead minnow), 3185 nucleotides long. RefSeq names its product choline dehydrogenase (gene chdh). Gene Ontology annotation, cellular component: mitochondrial inner membrane. Gene Ontology annotation, molecular function: choline dehydrogenase activity; flavin adenine dinucleotide binding. The record is from RefSeq and is a predicted model, not a curated record. Lineage: Eukaryota; Metazoa; Chordata; Actinopteri; Cypriniformes; Leuciscidae.